Molecule: messenger RNA, 2847 nt
Organism: Triplophysa dalaica
Lineage: Eukaryota; Metazoa; Chordata; Actinopteri; Cypriniformes; Nemacheilidae
Gene: abcg4b
Product: ATP-binding cassette, sub-family G (WHITE), member 4b
Exons: 15
Coding region: 130-2061 (643 amino acids)
Cellular component (GO): plasma membrane
Molecular function (GO): ATP binding; ABC-type transporter activity; ATP hydrolysis activity
Source: RefSeq, a predicted model, not a curated record
CAGAACUAGGAUGUCAUACAGUACUGUAAUGUAUUUAUUGUGUCGUGCUGGGACAUUCUGCAUCGGUUUCAUAAGGCGGAUCUGAUCAACAACAAGAAAACAACUUAACUACUAAAAAUUAUUUCCAGAAUGAGCCUGAUGUCAGGGACGGCAGAUAAGGUAUCUGAUCCUGGGUCUGUUAGUAUUAUUAUGGAGGAUAGACCUCAGCCGCAGGAGGCUCCGUUGCUAACUAAUCUGAAGAAGGUGGAGAACCACAUCACGGAGGCACAACGUUUCUCUCACCUUCCCAAACGCACGGCUGUGGACCUGGAGUUUAGAGACAUCUCCUACACAAUCAGGGAAGGACCGUGGUGGAAGAAACAAGGUUUUAAGGCCUUGAUCAAAUGUCUGUCGGGAAAGUUCUGCAGUCGGGAAUUUAUUGGGAUUAUGGGACCGUCUGGGGCUGGCAAAUCCACUUUGAUGAACAUCCUGGCUGGGUACAGGGAAACAGGGAUGAAGGGUGAGAUCCUGGUAAAUGGAAAGCUCCGAGACCUCCGAACCUUCCGAAAGAUGUCCUGUUACAUUAUGCAAGAGGACAAAUUGCUGCCACACCUGACUGUACAAGAAGCUAUGAUGGUGUCAGCAAACUUGAAGCUCAAUGAAAGCACAGAGGUGAAGAAAGAGCUGAUUAAAGAGAUUCUUACAGCCCUGGGAUUACAUGAAUGUGUUCAAACUCGCACAGCCUCUCUUUCUGGAGGACAGUGCAAACGACUGGCUAUUGCCCUUGAGCUAGUUAACAACCCACCAGUCAUGUUCUUUGAUGAACCAACCAGUGGUUUGGAUAGUGCAUCCUGUUUCCAAGUAGUAUCAUUGAUGAAGUCUCUGGCACAAGGAGGGCGAACCAUCAUUUGCACCAUCCACCAGCCCAGUGCCAAACUCUUUGAGAUGUUUGAUAAGCUGUACAUUUUGAGUCAGGGCCAAUGCAUUUUCAAGGGAAGCGUCCCAUUCCUCAUUCCCUACUUGAGUGCGCUAGGUCUUCGCUGUCCUACAUACCACAACCCUGCAGAUUUCAUCAUAGAGCUAGCGUCAGGGGAAUAUGGAGACUUGAACCCAGUUCUGUUUGAAGCUGUCCAGGGUGGCAUGUGUGCUUUGGAAGAAAAGAGACACUGUAUUGACAAAAACAUCUUAAACUUGUGUGCUCCAAAAUGGGUCGACGACUCAGGACAUGAUGAGAGCAAUACAUUUGCAACAAGCUCUUUAACUCAGUUUUGCAUUCUCUUCAAAAGAGCACUUAUUUCAAUCUGCAGAGACCAGGUUUUGACACAUCUGCGGCUACUGUCACACAUCUCUAUCGGAGUGUUGAUAGGUCUGCUGUACCUCAACAUUGGCAAUGAUGCCAGUAAAGUCUUCAACAACACUGGUUUUCUCUUCUUUUCAAUGCUUUUCCUCAUGUUUGGAGCCCUAAUGCCCACAGUGCUCACAUUUCCUCUGGAGAUGGCUGUAUUUUUCAGAGAACAUUUAAACUACUGGUACAGCCUGAAGGCUUACUAUCUUGCUAAGACGAUGGCCGACAUUCCAUUCCAGCUCAUUUGUCCCAUCCUGUACUGCAGUAUUGUGUAUUGGAUGACUGAACAGCCUCCAGAAGCAAGCCGCUACUUGCUCUUUUUGGCAUUGUCGAUCUGCACAGCUUUAGUAGCCCAGUCCCUUGGGCUUUUAGUCGGUGCUGCCUCCAGCUCCCUUCAGGUGGCAACUUUUGUGGGCCCCGUCACUGCCAUUCCCGUUUUACUCUUCUCAGGCUACUUUGUGAACUUUGACACCAUUCCUGCUUACCUACAGUGGAGUUCUUAUGUGUCCUAUGUUCGGUAUGGGUUUGAGGGUGUGAUUCUGUCCAUUUAUGGGAUGAACCGAACUGAGCUUGAAUGUCCAGGGAGGGUUUGCAAGUUCCAGAGACCUGAAGAGGUUCUGCAGUUAUUAGAUGUGGAAGAUGCCAAGCUGUACAUGGACUUUGUUAUAUUGUGGAUUUUCUUCUUCAUCCUGCGACUCGCCACCUACAUAGUUCUUCGCUACAAGAUCAAGUCCUAGCGAUAAAAUGUAUUGACCUUGCAUGGUCUCUACCUGUUGUGGCCUCUUUAAGACUUCAAUUUGAGCCCAAACGUGUCCGUCUUUGCUCAGGAAGUUUUUGUUGUCGUGUGCUCAGUUUUUUCAGUUGGACACAGAACUUAAAUUACCUGGCAUUGUAAAGACAUCUCCGAGCUUCAUGUUUUUUCAGUGUUACACUUUGAUGAACUUCCAGGCCUUGGAAAAUUCUGUCAGUCAGGGUUGCUUUGGUGAAUCCAAAUGCAACACUUAAUGCCCUGCUUUUAAACAGGCCUAUGUCAAAUCAAAGUCUCUCAGUUCAUUCUGGCAACUCAAACUCUGGACUGCCAUUUUUCAAAUUAAACAUUUUAUAUUUUAGGUAAAUGUAACUGAAAGCCCAUCAUGACCUAAAUUAAUCUAAGGUGAGCACCACCUUUAAAGUAUGUUUACAUAUUAUUGUACGCGUCUGCUGAUGAGAUGUAUCUUCAAGGGUUUUAAUUCAAAUCAGAAGACUGUGCACUAUAGUGCCUGUUUAAUAAACACAAACAACAUUGUAUCAUUGCAUUGUUUAUAGUAAAGUAUCCGCAGUGCCCUUCAUUUUAUAAUUCUUUCUUUCUGGUUUUAAUUAGCUAUGUAGUAUUAAUUUUAUUCAAAACUGGAGAUUGUAUGUAACCUCGUGCGACACAAUUAUCCUACAAUUUUAUUUAGACCAAAUAUGACCAUGUAUGUAAGCAAUGUGUUGCUUAAUAUGUCAAACUGCCAAAUGUGUUGUGUUUAUAAAUAAAACAUGAC